Molecule: messenger RNA, 2004 nt
Organism: Misgurnus anguillicaudatus (oriental weatherfish)
Lineage: Eukaryota; Metazoa; Chordata; Actinopteri; Cypriniformes; Cobitidae
Source: RefSeq, a predicted model, not a curated record
AGUACUAAUAUAUCAUUAAUCAUAUGUGUGAUAUAGCUGUUAAUAUGGGAACUAACAUGUAAUUUAACCUGUAAUGCUGGCUUAAUGCAAUGCUCGUUUAAUUCUGUGUUGUCAUUUCUUGUCAUUGUAGAUAUGGCUUUUGCAAACUUUAAAUUAACCACAUCGCAGCAGCUUGUCAUGCGGGCCUCUGGUGAGGCAGUGGCCUUCGUCGCUGCUAAGGGGCCACGCGGGACCGCCCCUGCUGCUGCAAAGGCCAAGAAGCCGGAGGAGGUGGAGAAAGAGGCCCAGGCCCUCGUCGUCUCCAAGGGUGGUGACCCUGGUAAUGGCAUGCUGGUGCUGGGCUGCUACAGCAUCCAGUUUGGUAUGUACCGGGGUCAAACGUUCCGUUGGCUCCUGGAGAAUGACGUGGGCUACACCACGCAGUUGGUUGCCAGCCACCAGCGAGAGCGGGAGAAAAGUGCCUCCGACAGCCCCCUUAUGGCCAACAAGGAUGCACUCGUCCGGUACGCGUGCGCCCACCCUGCUUUUGUGGAGCAGCUGAGGUUCCACCGGUUGUACGAGGAGGCCCGGGCUCGUGCCUCUCAGCCCGGGUGUGAGGGCGAGGCGCUUGUUGGCUUUGGGGACUACAAGGAGGUCACCCUGAAGGACCUGUACAGCUCCGAAAAGAAGAAGCACCAGAACUUUGUCAAGUACCUACGGCGGAUGACACCGCAGCCUGGGACCACGAUGUACACCGCCAAGACGUACAUUCUGGCCCGAGACAAGGAGCGGUCGGCAGAGGCGGCUGCUUCCCCCCACCUCCCACAACCAGCAGCUCCAGCAGUGACCCCAGCAAGGCUGCUUCCAAUGCGGUGCCGCCACAAAAGCCGAUCGCUCCCAUGUUGUCGGGCCUACUUGGAAAACGUCCAAUGGACCCAGGUAAGCUGCAGGCCAAGGUCAGGAAGCUGAUGAGCACGUCAGUACGGCCUGCAGUUUCAGUGGUGUCUACAUCCGUCAGAGACCAGCGCCCCUCGUUGCCGCCCCCCACUACAGAGGUGACGGACGAGGAACUGGUCCAGAUGGCAACUGACUUAGAAACGGGUAACUGGCACCACACUGGACGUGUCAAACAUUUGCUUUCAAUACGUUAAUAUUCUUCUGUCAGUAUUUGUGUAUUAACUGUAAUGGUUUCAUUUAUCAGUCUUUACAGCUGAUGCUUGAAGGACAAAGGUAGGUUUGUCAGGUGAUGUAGCCGUCUUUAUCGAUGGUAGAUGUGCCGUCCUCACUCAUGUAGUGGCAAUGUAGAUUUGCUUAAACACUUUCGCAUGUCUACUCUCCUUGGCCCUGCUUGCUGCAUCUCUUAACAUUCACGUUGUAGCACUAAACCAUCUGCCCUAUCACUGGCAUGCUGCACGUCAUCGAAUCACUGGCGGUUGCAUAACUAAUCGUAACUAAUCGUUUGCAGAAUUAAAGUUAUUGUUUACAUCAUAUACGUGUGUGUGUAUUGUGUAUAAUAAUUCUGUAUAUAUAAAUACACACACAUGCAUGUAAAAUUUUAAGAAACAAUUAUUUGUGUAUAUUAAGUUUUCAUAUCUGUCUAAUAUAAAUUAUAUAUAAAUAUAAAAGUGUAUAUACACAUGUAAAUAUUACUUACAUAUAUACAUGCAUGUGUGUGUAUUUAUUUAUAUAUACAUACUUAUUAUACACAAUACACACAUAUAUAUGAUGUAAGCAAAAACUUUAAUUCUGCAAGCGAUUAGUUGUUAUGCAGCCCUAAGUCAUCAACACUCAAACUCACUUAGUCUUGCCUGUCUGUGUGUCGCCCUGUGACUAUCAUUGUGCUGAUGCCAUUUUGUUGUGUGUGAAUGUGUCUGAAGCUCAAGUACAGGUCCUUCAGGUUCUCCCGCUGGUGGUGAGGCCUCCAUCUCCACCUCCUCCUUCGGCAUUGUCCUCCAUACCUCCCCCACCGCCGCCACCACCACCUCAAGUUGCGGCUGCUCCGGCUACUCUUGCGGUUCCGGUGUU